GAAUAUAAAGGUGAUGAAGAUAUGAAUAAUUUUUUAACAGAAAUGUCAUCAUUAAAUAAAAUAGAAAAAAAUAUAUUUGGAAGUAUACACAUAUAUGAUAUAGAAAACAAUUUUAAUUUAGUAUAUACUAAAAAUUAUGAACGUUCAGGUAUUAUAUGUACAUAUUAUGAUGAGUAUAUAAAACAAUUAUUUUUGGGAACAACGGACGGAAGAUGUCUUAUAUAUUAUGGUGAUAAUUCAACAAAAGGUGUAUUAGAUUAUUUACAACAAAAAGGUUAUAAAAGAAAAGAUGAAACAAAUGAAAACACUUUUUUCUAUAUGAAGAAUGAUAAUAUAUAUAAUUUAGAUAAUUUACCGAAAGAAAUACAAAUUACACAAUCUGGAAAUGUAAUAAUUAAGAAAAAUAAUGUAAAUAAUAAAAAAAUCAAAGUAAAUCCAAGUGUUCAAUCAUUAUAUGAAAAUGCAUAUGAAAGAAAAACUAAUGUUAGUGCCUAUUCUAAAUUUAUUACAGAUGAUAAUAAUCAUAAUUUAAAUUAUCAUGAUCAUAUAAAAAAUCUUCCAAAUAUAAACGAUGAUAAUAUAGUUGAAGUCUUAAGAAAUAGAGAAUUAAAUAAAAAAGGAGAUGACUAUUUUAUGAAGGCUUAUAAAUACACACAACCAAAUAAAAUUAUUGAUUAUUCAUCAUCACAGGAACAAGAAUAUUCAAAUAUUUUAAAAAGACCUAAAUGUCCUCAAUGUGGAAUUAAAAAUUGUGUUUGUGGUUAUAUGAAAAAUAAAUAA
Messenger RNA from Plasmodium reichenowi, 780 nucleotides. Its product is annotated as WD-repeat protein, putative. The annotation marks the transcript as partial. The transcript has a single exon. The record is from RefSeq and is a predicted model, not a curated record. Lineage: Eukaryota; Apicomplexa; Aconoidasida; Haemosporida; Plasmodiidae. Gene Ontology annotation, biological process: regulation of DNA double-strand break processing. Gene Ontology annotation, cellular component: site of double-strand break; nucleus.